Messenger RNA from Myotis myotis, 2786 nucleotides. RefSeq names its product frizzled class receptor 7 (gene FZD7). The transcript is spliced from 2 exons. The record is from RefSeq and is a predicted model, not a curated record. Gene Ontology annotation, cellular component: plasma membrane. Gene Ontology annotation, molecular function: Wnt receptor activity; Wnt-protein binding. The coding region runs from base 828 to 2555 and encodes 575 amino acids. Gene Ontology annotation, biological process: canonical Wnt signaling pathway; non-canonical Wnt signaling pathway. Lineage: Eukaryota; Metazoa; Chordata; Mammalia; Chiroptera; Vespertilionidae.
GAGCCCGACGCUUCUUCUGGCGAGCGGCGCGGCUGCGAGGCGUUACUCUGCGCUCCCUGCGGGCGGGCGGCGGCGGGCGCCGGGCGCCGGGACUCACGGGCCAGGGCUGCUCAGGGCUGGAGAGGCCAGGCCCAGGCCGCGGGCACCGGGACCUCGCAGCUGCGGACUCCGUGUAACUGGAUUUCGAAAAAGAACUCACUGAGCUCUUGGUUCCAAGGCACCGAUUGGACUCAGAGCGAGAAGCGGCCGUUCGGCUGAAACUUGGGGCCGAGCCUUGGGGGCCGAAGAAAGAGCGGGGAGUUGAAAAGAAGGCGAAGGAGGAGGCGGCGGCGAGCCGAGCCUCGAGGCGAGGAGGCGGAGCAGCACCGCCGCGGCGGCGGCCUUGGCUCGCAGGCGGCGGCGCCGGGUCCUCGCCCGCCGGGGGCUGGGCUUGGUGUGGGGGGCGCGCGCGUUGCUGUGCGCUGUGAGUCGAGAGACUUGGGCAAACUUUCAAGGGGAGUAACUGGAGACGCUUGUUGCUCCUCGCCGCAGGAAAAGCCGCACCGUUACGUCGCGGCAGGAGGAGAAGGCGGCGCGCCCGGCCCGAGCCGAAGAGUUUGGUCCCCCGGCGGCGGCGGCGCGACUGCUGGGCGGAGGUGGCGGCGGCGCCCCCGCGGCGCGGGCACUCCAGCUGCAGCGCCCCCGGCUCCGCGCCGCCCACGGCCCGGCCCCGGCGCCGGGAGGACUCUCAUGCGCCGGGCGCGGUGGCGCCUCCCCGGAUCCGAGCCUCCCUCGGCUGCCUCGUCGCGAUCCUCCAGCUGAGAGCGCCGCUGCACCCACGGCCGGCGAUGCGGGGCGCCGGCGCGGCCACGCCGCGUUCUCCCGGGGGCUUAUGCGCCCUGGCGCUUGCGCUCCUAGGCGCGCUGUCCGCGGGCGCCGGGGCGCAGCCGUACCACGGCGAGAAGGGCAUCUCGGUGCCAGACCACGGCUUCUGCCAGCUCAUCUCCAUCCCGCUCUGCACGGACAUCGCUUACAACCAGACCAUCCUGCCCAACCUGCUGGGCCACACCAACCAAGAGGAUGCGGGCCUCGAGGUGCACCAGUUCUACCCGCUGGUGAAGGUGCAGUGCUCCCCGGAGCUGCGCUUCUUCCUGUGCUCCAUGUACGCGCCCGUGUGCACCGUGCUGGAUAAGGCCAUCCCGCCGUGCCGCUCCCUGUGCGAGCGCGCCCGCCAGGGCUGCGAGGCGCUCAUGAACAAGUUCGGCUUCCAGUGGCCAGAGCGGCUGCGCUGCGAGAACUUCCCGGUGCACGGCGCCGGCGAGAUCUGCGUGGGCCAGAACACGUCCGACGGCUCCGGGGGUCCGGGCGGCGGCCCCACGGCCUACCCCACCGCGCCCUACUUGCCCGACCUGCCCUUCACCGCGCUGCCCCCGGGGGCGGCUGAGAGCAGGGGCAGGUCCUCCUUUCCCUUCUCAUGCCCCCGGCAGCUCAAGGUCCCCCCCUACUUGGGUUACCGUUUCUUGGGCGAGCGCGACUGCGGCGCCCCGUGCGAGCCUGGCCGCGCCAACGGCCUCAUGUACUUUAAGGAGGAGGAGCGGCGCUUCGCCCGCCUCUGGGUAGGCGUCUGGUCGGUGCUGUGCUGCGCCUCCACGCUCUUCACGGUCCUGACCUACCUGGUGGACAUGAGGCGCUUCAGCUACCCCGAGCGGCCCAUCAUCUUCCUGUCGGGCUGCUACUUCAUGGUGGCCGUGGCGCACGUGGCCGGCUUCCUGCUGGAGGACCGCGCAGUGUGCGUGGAGCGCUUCUCCGACGACGGCUACCGCACGGUGGCGCAGGGCACCAAGAAGGAGGGGUGCACCAUCCUCUUCAUGGUCCUCUACUUCUUCGGCAUGGCCAGCUCCAUCUGGUGGGUCAUCCUGUCGCUCACCUGGUUCCUGGCGGCCGGCAUGAAGUGGGGCCACGAGGCCAUCGAGGCCAACUCGCAGUACUUCCACCUGGCGGCGUGGGCGGUGCCCGCGGUCAAGACCAUCACCAUCCUGGCCAUGGGCCAGGUGGACGGGGACCUGCUCAGCGGGGUGUGCUACGUGGGCCUGUCCAGCGUGGACGCGCUGCGGGGCUUCGUGCUGGCGCCCCUGUUCGUCUACCUCUUCAUCGGCACGUCCUUCCUGCUGGCCGGCUUCGUGUCGCUCUUCCGCAUCCGCACCAUCAUGAAGCACGACGGCACCAAGACGGAGAAGCUGGAGAAGCUCAUGGUGCGCAUCGGCGUCUUCAGCGUGCUCUACACCGUGCCCGCCACCAUCGUGCUGGCCUGCUACUUCUACGAGCAGGCCUUCCGCGAACACUGGGAGCGCACCUGGCUGCUGCAGACCUGCAAGAGCUACGCGGUGCCCUGCCCGCCCGGCCACUUCCCGCCCAUGAGCCCCGACUUCACCGUCUUCAUGAUCAAGUACCUGAUGACCAUGAUCGUGGGCAUCACCACCGGCUUCUGGAUCUGGUCUGGCAAAACCCUACAGUCGUGGCGCCGCUUCUACCACAGACUCAGCCACAGCAGCAAGGGGGAGACUGCGGUCAACUGAACCAGAGGUCAAGUGACUCCCCGAGGUGGCAGUGAAGGUGGCAGUGACUCAGCAGCUCUGGCAGGAAUAGACUCCAGGCCUCACCCCAGGAAAAGCCUCAGAAGCCACUGAAGCUAUUCUUCCCUCUUGUCCCAGAAGCCGACUUUGGAAUCAGAUUAGACUGAGAAGCCUUCACUAUCCAGGCACUUUGAUAUUAAACAGUCCCUCGGGGAAAUGAUAAAGGCAUUCUUA